Messenger RNA from Dimorphilus gyrociliatus, 984 nucleotides. NCBI's taxonomy places the organism in Eukaryota, Metazoa, Annelida, Polychaeta, Dinophilidae. The record is from the annotation of a GenBank genome assembly.
CCGUCUUGUAAUCAGUCUGUUAGAAGCUCUUGUACCACGUGGAUGUAAAAAUGGACCGAUUGACUCAAUUCGUCACUAAGACUUUCGAUAGCGGAGAGGAUGAGAAGAGCAAUGAAGAAUCACCAGAAAAUGGUUUAGAUUUAAGUAUUAAAAGUCGAGUUGAAGAUGAAAAGACUGUGACUGAUGAUUUAGAGGAAGGCGUCGACAAAGAUGGCGGAAGAAAAAUGGGAGACGACGAACUGCAGAACAAAAGUAAACAGAGAAGAACAAGGACAAAUUUUACGUUAGAGCAACUACACGAGUUGGAAAGGCUGUUUGAUGAGACUCAUUAUCCGGAUGCGUUUAUGAGAGAGGAGUUGAGCCAAAGACUAGGAUUGAGUGAAGCCAGAGUGCAAGUUUGGUUCCAAAACCGAAGAGCAAAAUGUCGCAAGCAAGAAAGUCAAAUCCAUAAAGGCCUACUUCUAGCUCCAACAAGCAAUCUAACAAGUCCACCUGUAGCGUCAUCUUUAGAAGGAAACCGCAUGACGCCGUAUGUCAACUUGCCGCCGCUAAGCGCAUCUCGCCUUCCUUUCUUUCCACCUUUACCAGAUCGAUUGUUCCCUCCUUCGCUCGAUUCAAUACCGUUGCAGCAUCCACUUCUCUUCUACCCUCACCUAACGCCACCUAGCGCAUAUGCUGCUCUCAAUUUAGCUUUACAGGCAUCCGUCGCCGAUUCAGCUUUAAAGCAAAGCCUAAAUAUGGAUGAUAUGAGACUGAAAGCCAAAAAACAGAUGACUACAGCCUCUCUGGGUCUGUAAACUAUUGAACAAGGUCCAUCUAUUUUAUGUGACAUACUGUAUAACUAAAUGCUGAAAAAAAAAUUAAUGUUAAUCAUUGCUUUUUACUUUUUUUCCUCGUCAUUGUUCAUAUACAAAAAAAAGUUGUAGUGCAAAUCUGCAUGCACAGUGCUUAUGUAUAUAAAACUGCAAUAUUUCGUUUUGGAGU